Molecule: messenger RNA, 2580 nt
Organism: Paramuricea clavata
Lineage: Eukaryota; Metazoa; Cnidaria; Anthozoa; Malacalcyonacea; Plexauridae
Source: the annotation of a GenBank genome assembly
AUGGAAGAACAACAACGUCUAAUAGCAUCACGGAGAGCACACAGAGCACAUUUAACGAAAGUUUUGAAGAAAAUUACCGAACUAAAAGAAGUAGAAGACGAUCAAAAUGAACAGCAUGCUAUUGUGACACUUGGCAGUUAUUUAGAGCAACUCCAACGGAAAGGACAGGUACUAUCAGAACUAGACAAUAAGAUAUUUGAACUAUUCACAAAACCUGAAGAUUUGGAAGCAGAUAUUAUCGAGGCAGAAGACACACAGAGUUUUAUCGCAGAGACAAUUUGUACAACUAAAAAUUUUAUUGAGAACAAAACCAAGUCCAUGAACAUAAGUCAGCACGACCAAGCAGCAGGAGCGAGUAACAAUAUUCAACAAACGCCAGAAAGCAACCAGGCAACAAGCAGUGAGAGUGAACCAGCAGGAAAUCAACCAUCAACACCAGAAGAGACACAACCACAAUCAAGCACAGUAAGUGAAAAUUUACCUGUCAAUUUAAACCAGCCACCCACUACAAGUACGUCAGUUACAAGUACAAACCCCACCAUUUCGAACAGUAGUUACAGCAUGAGUCGACUCCCAAAGUUAGCACUACCAACCUUUGACGGCAACCCCUUGAAUUGGCAAACGUUCUGGGAUUCCUUCCGCACAGCAGUACACGAUAACCCGUAUCUAAGCAACAUACAGAAACUGAACUAUUUAAGAGCCCAGUUAAUUGGGGAAGCAUCAAGGUCAAUCGCUGGAUUUCCUUUAACCGAAAAUAACUAUCUAGAGAGUAUCAAACUAUUACAAGAGAGAUUUGGUCAACAACACAGAGCAGUGAGUGCACACAUGCAAGCAUUAUUAAACAUACCAAGCCCGACAAGUACCUUGUCUAGUCUAAAGAGUUUCUACGACACAUUGGAAACACAUAUCCGUGCACUCGAAGCGUUAGGAAAAUCACACGAUUCAUAUGGGGACAUUUUGAUUCCUAUAAUCCAUAAGAAAUUGCCAGCAGACUUGAUAAAAACACUUACGAGAGAACACAACACUAAUGAAUGGAAACUAGAUGAGCUCCGAAAGGCAAUACGCAGAGAAAUCGACAUAUUAGAAGUAGGCGAAAAUAACCCCUCUAAGCAACACCCAAAUGAAAUUUGUCCAGACCCACCUACAGCAGCAUUUGCCAUUAGACAAUCAAAAAACUCGACAUACAAGCCCGGAAGCCCCGUCAUGUACCAUCAACCACAGCAAAGCGAGCAUGUGUUUACUGCAAAGGUUUGCAUAGUCCAAAUAACUGUACUGUCAUAACUGACAAGAAACACAGACACAACAUAGUGCGAGAUUUCAAACUAUGUUUCAAUUGUCUUAAUGAUAAUCACAUUGUGUCCCAGUGCAAGACAAGGGGUCGAUGCAAAAUUUGUCAUCGCAAACAUCACACAAGUUUAUGUUCAGCAGAAAAUCCCCCACCUCCCAACCAAGAUAAACAGGACCCCACACCAAAUGUUCCAAACCAAUCAGUAAAUACAAUUAAUACCGCCCCAACCGAAAACAUGGCCACACCCACAUCUAUUUCACCCGCAGCAACAACGCCCACAACCAUUUCACCCACAACAAUUCAACAUCUAAGUGAAAACAAACACAAGUCAACAUUGUUGAAGACAGCCAUCUCUCCAAUUGAGUACAUUGGGUCAACAGUUACUGCCCACAUUUUGUUUGACGAAGGGUCUCAUCGUUCAUUUAUCACCAGUAGCUUAGCCAGGAAUGUGGGUCUAACAGCGGAACGCGAGGAAACCCUUUCCCUCUCCACAUUUGGUGGGACAACCACAUCAGUAAGAAGAGUAGAAGUAGGUACCAUCAACUUGCAGACUCCUGUAGGAGAAAACAUUCCCAUUGAAGUUAUCAUUGUUCCCACAAUUGCUGCCCCUUUACAAAGUUUUACCACCAUUGAUUUGCAUAAUUUGCCCCACCUUAAAGGACUGACAUUUGCACACCCAAUAACGAAUGAGCAUACCUUUGACAUUGAUUUAUUGAUUGGAGCAGAUCAUUAUUGGAAUGUCGUUGAAGAUGAAAUAAUCAAGGGUUCUGGUCCAACAGCAGCAAAGUCAAAGAUUGGUUAUCUCCUGUCAGGACCCAUUCCACUGACCAACCAAACGUCUGCAUUAAACACCACCAUUUUAAACAUCAUGACAGCAAGCAAGGAUGAUGAAUUUGAAUUCCGACGUUUUUGGGAGCUAGAGUCAAUUGGAAUUCAACCACGUGAAAAGGACGAUACAUCAGAUUUCUUGCAACAAUACCAAGACAAAUCUAUUUCCCUGAAAGACGGAAAAUACCAUGCCAAAUUACCGUGGAAACCCGAUCAACCAAUCCUACCACCCAAUGCUGAAAUCGCUGCGAAAAGAACAAGAUCAAUGGUACGACGAAUGGCGAAUGAUCCAGAGAAGUUAAAAAUGUACAACGACGUGAUCAUUAAUCAAGAAAAACAAGGUUUCAUCGAGAAAGUGGAAAACCCAAACAUGAACACUCGAACAUGUCACUAUAUUCCGCAUCACGCCGUAAUUAAAGAGUCAUCUACCACACCACUACGAGUCGUUUAUGACUGUAGCUGCC